AUGGCUACCACGUCCCUCUGCCACGAGGAACGUAUGGCAGCAGCGGCGGCUCCCGACAAGUCCUGCAUCGUCCAACAUCCGACUGUAUCCUCCCCACAGUGGCUCGUAAUAAGGCUUACUCCAGAGGUUCUUACCGACGAUAGUGGGGAGGCUGCUCGAGGGGGGAAGUUCCAAAUCAAUUUAUCGUGGCGGGAGAAGACUCCAAUACGCAAGGUAUUCACCUUCCUACGAAGGUCUAUCACCGUGACGACACCAUUGAGCCAACAGUUGUAUCUGCGAUGGGAUGGUCAUAUUAUGGCCACUGAAGCAGACCACCACCACACUGAAAUGGCCCUUCAGGACACCCUUGCUGGGGAGUUUGCCAAAUCCGUAGCGACACCUGUUGGGAAGGCAGCGGCUUCCCCUGGUAUUAAGGAUAGCGCUGUUAUCUGUAUGAUAUCAUAUGGGUAUAUGAACAAGUUGAGUAAUGCAGCUGUCCAGACUACUGAGUAUACGACUAGGUCUGUGGCGACCGGAGGGGUUAUCUCGGCAUCUACUCUCAACAAGUCUACCAUGACCUCGGGGAGGAAGCGGAGCAAUGUAGGGGUCCAAGUAGAGGGGGAUAGCCAUGAGGUCUCGGCCCAAUCACAGUCUGUGGAUGAGCAUAGCUCCAAUAAGAAGGCUGGAGGGAAGAGGAAGAAGAGCGAUGUUGAUAGUGUGCAAGCUGAUGAGGUCCUGCAUAAACGUAAGCGACGGUCAAAGAAGGCAAAUACCAAAGGGGUGAAGAAGAGGCAUAAGCCUGAAGAGAGCGGCUCUGACCCCAUAGUGGAGUUGCCUGAAGCUGGUCAUGGGGCUACAGAGGAACCUGUCGAGGACCAUGAGAUAAACGCUUGUAGAGGACCUUCCUCUUGCAAGGGACAGUCGGGGUCAUUGACACCGGCUCGUCAAGAGGGAAUACCAACAUCUGACCAGAGCUGUGGCCAACUAUCUUCGGAUGAUGGUGUCACGACGAGGAAAGACGGGUUAAUAGAUACCACUCCUGGACCAUCUUAUGCUACAACAGAGCAGGAGACCGUCGAUGUUAAUAGUCAUGAACAGGCAGUACUACAGGAAAAGAAAGGAGUUACAAUGCUCCGAACUAGUAUUGCCUUGAGUAGUCUAAUAGCACAUAUCCCCGAGGAUGAUCCGAUAGAGGUUGAUUAUGGCGAUGAUACCUCAACCCUUGGCCUCGGUGGUGAUGGUGAUGAUGAUGAUAGUGCAUCGAUAAUAUUCGAGGAGCCACCUGAUGGGGACCUCUUCGAUGAUGUUGUUGAUGAUGAUGCGCUAGAAGAGGAGCACGAGGAGGGUGGACUGAAGCGUCCACCAGUAAUCCUACGGCCUAAGCCCAGGCCGCUGUCCCUGUCCAGUAUAAUCAGUGAUUGUAUGCCCUUAGAGGACAGUGACAGGGCUAAGAUGGAGGGUUCACCGCCUAUCUCUGCCAGUGAUCUAGAAGGAGUGGUUAUCACUCCUUCAGAGCAUCCUCCUCUCAGCACGCAUGCUACACCCAACGAUUGUCCUGAUAAUGGGACGCCGCCACCUGGGAAAGGCGAGGCAACGAAAUCCACACAGGCCAAGCAUCACCACAAGCAUCGGCGGAGGAAGCGACGGGAUGAGCAUGCUGAGGAGUCCCCGGAAGCCACCCACGAGUUCUGCUGUAUGGAAGAUUCACAUGAGAGGCUGCAUCCUCGAUCCGAUGUCUCGGCAGGGCUGAUGAACGAUAGCUAUUCCAAGACCGGCCGGAAGUAUCUCCGUGUUCGAGCAUCUGUCCUAUGUAAGGAGAUGAACACUUCUUGUCAAUAG
Perkinsus marinus ATCC 50983 is the source of this 1818-nucleotide messenger RNA. RefSeq lists its product as hypothetical. The record is from RefSeq and is a predicted model, not a curated record. Bases 1 to 1818 code for a protein of 605 amino acids. The transcript is spliced from 11 exons. NCBI's taxonomy places the organism in Eukaryota, Perkinsozoa, Perkinsida, Perkinsidae.